GUAAGUUUAAAAAACCCGACGCUAUAAAGACGAGCCUUGCUUCUCCACCAGCUCGACCGGAAAAAUGGCGGGACGAGGACGAGCUCCUUCCUCCACCACCACUAGCUCCGAUUUGGAAAACUCAUCGCGCGAAUCGCAGAUCUCGUCGGUUAUCGAUCAAUGGGAGGUCCAGUACUCGCGGUUCAUAAGCAAUAGCUCCUGCACCCGUAAGCGCACUCACCCCUCUCUGUCGCCCUAUCAGAAUCGCAGACUCACCGACGGGACCUGGAUAUCGGCGACCGUCGCCUCUCUCAAGCUGGAGUACCGCCGGCCGUCCACUGGCGCGUCCUGUGCAGUCAUCGUGGUCGUUAUUCGGUCUCAAGUCCUCGAGGAGCACUGCGUAACCUUGAUGAAUUUCUCCUGGCCCCAAGUAUCGUGUGUAUCAGGAUUUCCAGAACGUGGUUGCAGGAGUGUUCUUGUGAGCUACAAAGAUGGUGUUGGUCAGGCAAGCAUAUGCAUGAUUUUAUCAAUGUCUUUUUUACAGAAAUUCGCUCUACGGUUUUCGACCAUCCAUGAUUCGGGAACAUUCAUGGCUAUUGUGAAGGAAAUCAUGGAAAGCGGAAAAAUUAAGCUGAUUGGGAGCCCUGUAUCUAAAUCCAAAAUGUCGUCUCAAGAUGAGGUUAUAUCUUUUGAUGGACCUGCACACAGAAAUGAGGUGGAUCAGAAGUGGAAAGCAGCAGAAGUCAAUAGCACCCAAGUUAUGCUUCCUAGCUCUAAGCUUGAUAAAGUUCAAGAUUCAGAAUCACCAGAAAAAAUAAUAGACUAUGAACCUGCGAAUGCAAUGCCUGUGCUUCCUCCAAGUUUCUCACAAUUGAUGAAGAACUGUUACCCUGCAGUUACUGAAGAAAAGCCAAUGGAACUUGAAGGCGAUCUCAAAACCCAGUUCAUGCGAUACCUGGAGAGAACUUCUUUUACUGAUUUAUUGGCUACGGUAGAGGAUGUUAUCAGUGUUUUGGAUGGAGAUAUUGAACUGUAGAUCUGUGGAAAAACGGAGCCCAUCGCGUGAAAUCAAACUUUCCCUAGAGCUAAAAUUCAGUGUAACAACUUCAUUAGUGACUCUAAUUUUCUGUCUGUCUAUAUGUAUGUCUCUCCAUGUGUUAGUUAUUUUCACUUGCUAAUCCACUGGAAACAUUAAAAAGAUCAUAAAAAGGAAAAAAAUAAAAAGCCACUGGGAACAUGUAGAAUUUUUUUAAGUAUGAUAUGAAUUUCGAUAUCUUGUGUCUCGUCCGACUACAUCAACCCUGCGUACGGUCCACCUUCGUGAACCGCACAUAUAUGAUAUAUCCUCCCGAAUAAGUACAGU
Striga asiatica is the source of this 1342-nucleotide messenger RNA. NCBI's taxonomy places the organism in Eukaryota, Viridiplantae, Streptophyta, Magnoliopsida, Lamiales, Orobanchaceae. The record is from the annotation of a GenBank genome assembly.